UGAAUUUGAAGAGCUGGAAGCAGUUCCAACCAUGGCUGUAAUUGAUGGUCCUCUAGAGCCAUCGUCAUCUACUGCCUCAAAUGCUCCGCAUCUCCCUGAGGAAAAUGCCUUUUUGAACUUCUUCAGUAAUGCUAUGACAAUUGGGAAUGCUCCGAGUACUACAGUUCCAGGGCAGCUAUACCACUCAUCUUCACCGGUCCUGCCUCCUCCUCGUCCUCCUGCUGCUGUUCCUCCCUCUUCAGCACCUGCCCUGAUUCAAUCUCCGCCUCUUUCAACUUCUUCCCUUUUGAGGCCCCUCCUUGAUGCAUCUGAAUCAGACAGCAGUGCUAAAUGGUCUUCAAAUCUUGUGAAGCCAUCAUCAUUUUUUGGUCCUCCAACUGCCUCUUCUCCGCUGAUGCCUGCCGUUUCUUCAUCUGUGCCCACUGCUCCUCCACUUCUUCCGCUUGGGAAUCUCCAACGCCCUUAUGGAGCUCCUUUGCUUCAACCAUUUCCUCCGCCGACUCCUCCUCCAUCUCUCACUCCUGCUUCUGCUCCUACCCCAAACUAUGGACCUGUUGUUAGCAGAGACAAAGUGCGGGAAGCACUUCUAAUGCUUGUUCAGGACGACCAAUUCAUUGACAUGGUAUAUCGGGCAGUGCUAAAUGCUCAUCAUUCAUAAUAUGAAGAGGAACUCUUCUAAUCUGUCUAAUGAAAUUUCAAUACAUCGUGUUUACUGGAGCUGAAAGAGGAUCAAGUGGUCAAGUGUAUAGGGGGGUUCCUUCUGUUUAUGGUGUCCGUGUGAGACCCGCUAUGUAUAGUUAUAGUUAUAGUUUUUUUUUUUUUUUUUUUUUUUUUUUUUUGGAGUUUAACCCCUCUGAUAUAUAGUUGCUUUCGUUUUGUGGGUUUUACCAGUCUGGACACUCCAAUUUUGUUCUUUGUACUAUUAGCGAGAAUCAUGUGAACUGUGUAUGUGUUGCCAGCCUUGGCCUGUGCAAACAAUUCUUAUGAUGAU
Nicotiana tabacum (common tobacco) is the source of this 991-nucleotide messenger RNA. Lineage: Eukaryota; Viridiplantae; Streptophyta; Magnoliopsida; Solanales; Solanaceae. The record is from RefSeq and is a predicted model, not a curated record.